Messenger RNA from Crotalus tigris (Tiger rattlesnake), 4635 nucleotides. RefSeq names its product leucine rich repeat containing 29 (gene LRRC29). NCBI's taxonomy places the organism in Eukaryota, Metazoa, Chordata, Lepidosauria, Squamata, Viperidae. The record is from RefSeq and is a predicted model, not a curated record. Gene Ontology annotation, molecular function: protein binding. The transcript has 7 exons. Gene Ontology annotation, cellular component: SCF ubiquitin ligase complex. Gene Ontology annotation, biological process: SCF-dependent proteasomal ubiquitin-dependent protein catabolic process. Bases 115 to 2049 code for a protein of 644 amino acids.
GGCGGGGCUGAUGGGCGGGGCGUGGGCGUGGACGGCCGUUGGAGGCGGCGCCGCUUCUUUGUCCAUCCGUGUCUUCCGCUUCUCGGCUGACCUCUAGCCGGGCUCCGGCCGGCGAUGGAGACCUGGAGGCUGCCCGUCGAGGUCAUCACUUACAUCUUGAACUUUCUACCUAUCUCUGACAGAAAAGAGGCGUCUUUGGUUAGCCGGGCCUGGUAUUUUGCCGCCCAAGACUCUCUGCGACAGGAAAAUGUCCUCUACAACAUCCCAGCUACUUCUGCUUCACUCAGUACCAUCCGGGCCUUGGCCCAAAGGCACGUAUGCAACAUCAGGAUGGCCAACCUGGACAGCUCUACCACUUCCCGGGAUGUCAUCAAAUACGUUGCCAACUACCUGGGCCCCCAUCUGCGCAGUCUGUGCCUGAACGGGAGCUGCCUGACCGAAGCCAGCUUUGAGGAGCUCCUUCUGGCUUGCCCCAGCCUCGUGGCCCUGGACCUGAGCAGCUGCAACAGCAUCUUCAUGCCCGGCACCCUGCUCUCCAAAAAAGAGACUUUAUUGCAAGCUCAAGAUGCGCUAGUCAAUUUGCGGGAGCUGAAUUUGUCCAGCGUCAGGUACUUGUCCGAUCUCACUUUCAACCGCCUGACCAGCUGUUGCCCACAGCUGGCCAAGCUGGUCCUGGCCCGCUGCCACCUGACCUUUGAGUUUGACAGCUACAGUGACUCCCACGACUACAACUCCUCAGCCCUGCUCUCUUUCCGCAACCUCCUGCAGUUCCUCAGCUGGCGAGCCGCUCGCAUAAAGUCUCUGGAUUUGAGCGGCACCAAUAUUAACAGCCAGGCGAUGAGGACCUUGGUCCAAGUGGAGGACCUCCAGAUGCAGGAAUUGGUCUUGCAGUUUUGCCGGGAUCUGACCAACGAGGCGGUCAGCAUCCUGUGUCAGCACCAGCCUCAGCUGACCACGCUGGACCUGAGAGGCUGCUCUGAGCUUUCGGACCGGGCUGGCCUGGCCAUCAGUUCCCGGCUUCUAUCUCUUCGUUGCCUGCAUCUCGGGAAGCUCCCGCGAAUGACCGAUGCCGGCUUCCAGGGAAUGUCACACCUGAAGCAUCUCCAGAGCUUGGACGUGUCUGAAUGCAGUCUGGUGAGCUGCAGUGAGCUGGUGAAAGCUUUUGGCACUAGCGCAAGACCUCCCGAGCUAAAAUCCUUGAAUGUUGCCUUUUGUUCAUUAUUAAGGGAUAGCACAGUGCUGUCUCUGGCUGGAGCUCUAAGCAAGAGCCUUCGGGUUCUGGAUCUGUCGUCUUGCGUGUCGCUUUCUAACCGAAGCGUCCAAGCCAUCGCUUCCAGUCUUUUACUCUUGACUGUCCUCCGCUUGGCCUGGUGUAAGGAACUGACCGACUGGGGUUUGCUGGGGAUCGGGGAGCCCAGAGAGGAACGUGAACGCGCCAAAGAGAAAGAUGCUGGCCCAAAGUUCAGCAGGAACUUUGGCAAUAUGGGGUUUUUCCUGCCCCCUCCCCAGGAUCUGGAGCAGGAUAAGAUGAUGGUCAUUAACCUCCACCAACAGAAGGCCCAAGAGCAGCGCCAAACCUCUUUGAACGCCUUGACCCGUCUGCAGGAGCUGGACCUGACGGCCUGUGGGAAGCUGACGGACAUGAGCAUAACCAAGGUCAUUAGCUUCCCAGAUCUUCGCUACCUCUCCCUCAGCCUCGUGCCCAACAUCACCGACACUAGCCUCCUCGCUAUUGCGCGCAACUGCCGGAGCUUGGAGCACCUUUCGCUGAGCCAUUGCACAAACCUGACGGAUAGAGGCUUUGCCGAGGCAGCUGGUUCCUUGUGCAGGUUGCAGCAUCUCAUUCUUUCUGGCUGCAACCAGCUGACGCCCAGGACCCUGAAGUCCGUUGGCCAGGAGUGCCAGCUGCUGAAGUCCUUAGAUGUCUCCAUGUGCAGCAAGAUCAGCAUGUCCGACGUUGAACACUUCCAGUCGCAGCUACCCCCUCAAAGCCAGACGAGCAUCCAGUCACGGUUUGUGGGUGGAGCAGAUCUUUCUAUCACCCUUUGAGGAACCCUUGUGGGCGCUUGUGAGCCCAGACUCCUUGAUUAACUUUUCUCCAUCCCAGUGGGAAGGCAGGAAGUCCUCUUGUGACAUCCUUGAUGGCCUCAUGCCCACAGGGUAAAAUGAAUUGCACUCUAGCGGCCGCAUAAGCCCCAUCAAGGAAGCAACUUAUCUUCCAUGAUAGUGGGGACAGGUCCCAAGACUACCUUCCAGAAGUUACUGAGCGAGACCAGCAAUUUCGGUAUUUUACAAGCAGAAUGGAUGAUAUUUAUUUGCUCCAGGAGUUUGGACCCAGGUUUAAGUCCCAGCAGUGCUGGGAGCGGUAUCCCAACAAGACGGCAGGAUAAAUCUUGUUAUUCACACCAGUUUCAACAUAGCCAGGCACGAGCACUUUUUUUGUCCUCUCUAAAGGCUGUGAAUGCCUUCUAGGUGACUAUAUUCUUAGUUGCCAAUCCUUAAAAGUCCCUUUGUCCAUUUUAAACAAAACCUGCAUUUGCUUCUGCUUUCAAAGUCUGCCCUCCUCACCGAUACCAAGCAUCCUUGGACUGUUUGGACACACAGCGAGAUGUCCUGGUGGCUGCUUCUUGCAAACAGGGUGAAAAAGCAACUUUUCCAAUAGCAUCCGUCUCUUCUUUCUAAGCCUGUGACUCAGUUUGUGUACCCAGGGAGGGGAGGGUGUCAGACCUAAAACAGGGGCACAAAUAAAAGACUGCCAUCUUAUCCAUGCUUUAGAGUUUGGGGCAAAGGACAAAGCAAGCGAUGAAACACAACUCUCUCAUCUUGGCUAAGAGUUACCUGUUUGAUUUCACUUCUCACAAACCCCUUCAAGUAAUAAAUCCAAAAUAGCCGAGGUCUGCCAGAUGCCCGUUUCCACAAAAUAGCAUUGGGAGCCAUGUUCUCCAAAAUUUGUCAAGUCGUGCCCAAAAUUUAGUUUUGCACACGUCAACAGUUAAAAAAAAAAAAAAAAGUCCUACCAGUUAACUGUCCACAAAAAUAAGGUGAAUGUGAAAAAGGGUCCCCUGCGUAUCUGCUGGAGUUUUAUGACAUCGUUUUACUAUUACAACUUGAAAAGCCUUUUUGUUUUCAUGGUCCCAAAGGUGCUUUUUUUCAAUAGGCAGCUGGUCUGUCUUGUUUUUCUUUGAAGAUGUUUUGCUUCUCACCCAAAAAGCUUCUUUUCAGUGAACAGUUGGGGAAGAUGCGUGGACUUGAUUCUGCAUGGAUCAAACAGUCCUGAAUUAGGUGCUCUGCUUAGCAAACAGCUCUUUGUGGGAGCCAUUGCUAUUCCACUGACUCCAGUAAAUACAUUUCAGGGUUUUGAUCCGUAAGAUAAAUCUACUCAAACUUGAGAUGACAAAUUAGAGCUUGACGCACCCCAUAUGAUGCCCACAGAGGCAUACCUUUCUUCUUCAAUCUCCCCACGGUGAUCUAGUGGAAGAGGCCAGUGUUGAUCAGAGAAUCAUCUCUGGAUUUCAGCCAUUUUGGUCUUGGUCCCUGCAAGGCUGGUGUUAUUGACUGAUUGACUGAUUAAAUUUAUUUGAUGCCCAUCUUGCUGCAGGCAACGUAUUGACUCCCGAUAAAGGUAAUUUCCCAAUCUCCAGUUGUUUCACAAGCAAUAACCCUUCGCAGAAGGCCCAUCUUAGACUAAAUCAUAUUCCCAAAGCAUCUGUCCCUGCAGCAUAAGAGGUUACCACUCAAUCUUUUCAUUUUCUAAAGGGGGGGAAUGUCAAACUUCUCACUGGGUUUUGACUCCACCUAUACAUUUUAAAGGCAUUUGGUUUCUGUGCCCUGCACAGGGAUCCCAGCUACAUGCCAUCAAAACAAGCAAGCAAACAAAAAAAGUCGUAAAAGUAGUUCUUCCUCUUUUCUUUUUAAUGAUUAAUGGCUUCUAUGCCCAAGGUAGUACCACAGUGAAUUUGUUACAGUAGAAUCAUCUGAGCAGGAAGGAAAUUGGGGAAUGCUCAGGAAUCCCUUUUCAGCAUUUUUCAAGUAGCCCUCGACUUACAACAGCUUACUGACUGUUUUGAAGUUACAACGGCACUGGACAAAGCGACUUAUGACCAUUUUUCACACCACGACUAUUGCAGCAUCUCCAGGGUCACGUGAUCAAAAUUCAGAUGCUUGGCCAUUGUUUCCUCUUUAUGACGGUGGCAGUGUGUGCUGGAGUCGCGUGAUCCCGUUCUGCAACUCUCUUGACCGGCAAAGUUAAUGGGGAAAGUCAGAUUCGUUUAAUAACUGUGUUACUAACUUAGCAACUGCUAAGAUCCACGUCAGAACGGUGACAAGAAGUGGGGCAAAAUUCACUCAACAAAUGUUUCCCUUAGCAACAGAAAUUUUGGGGCUCAAUUGUGCUUGUAAGUCGAGGACUCCCUGUAUUGAAGCAGACAAGGUUUGUUCUUAACCUGUGAAGAGUUUUCGCGGCACAAGACUAAAUCAUACGCAAAGAGUUGGAAGGGACAAAAAAAAAAACCCACAAAAAUUUCUGAUCCAGUGCAAUCAACUCCACAUCUGUUGUGGGGCGAGGAAAAAAAAAAUCUCUUGUGACACAGACACCGAAUGUACAUACAGUGGGUAAAGAACAGCCAAAUUUUCUUU